UAUAUACACACAAUUUUCCUUCCUCGUGAUGCCAUCUAUUUUGUGAAGUGCACCAGCCCCUCCUGCAGCAAAGCACCCCCACAACAUGAUGCUGCCACCCCCAUGCUUCACAGUUGAGAUGGUGUUCUUCGUCUUGCAAGCCUCACCCUUUUUCCUCCAAACAUAACGAUGGACAUUAUGGCCAAACAGUUCAGUUUUUGUUUCAUCAGACCAGAGGACGUUUCUCCAAAAAGUAAGAUCUUUGUCCCCAUGUGCAUUUGCAAACUGUAGUCUGGCUUUUUUAUGGCGGUUUUGGGGCAGUGGCUUCUUCCUUACUGGGCAGCCUUUCAGGUUAUGUCGAUAUAGGACUCGUUUUUCUGUGGAUAUUGAUACUUGUCUACCUGUUUCCUCCAGCAUCUUCACAAGGUCCUUUGCUGUUGUUCUGGGAUUGAUUUGCACUUUUUGCACCAAACUACGUUCAUCUCUAAGAGACAGAAUGCAUCUUCUUCCUGAGCGGUAUUAUGGCCGCGUGGUCCCAUGGUGUUUACACUUGCGUACUAUUGUUUGUACAGAUGAACGUGGUACCUUCAGGCAUUUGUAAAUGGCUCCCAAGGAUGAACCAAAAUUUUCUUUGCCGAUUUCAUUUGAUUUUCCCAUGAUGUCAAGCAAAGAGGCACUGAGUUUGAAGGUUCUCCAAAAGCUUGGCAAAGCCGAUGAGACUAAAGAUCUGGCAUUUGAAGAGGGUGUAAUCAACUUUAACAAACAGCUGGUUGAGGGUACCAAACUGCAGAGAGACCUUCGAGCCUAUUUGGCUGCUGUGAAAGCAAUGCAUGAGUCGUCUAGACGUGUCUACGAGUGCCUGGAUGACAUGUAUGAGACUGAUUGGUAUGGCAGAAAAGAUGUGGACUCCAUCUGUGAGGACUCGGAUCUCCUCUGGACAGACUUCCAUCAAAAACUGGUGGAUCAUGCGCUUAUAUCCAUGGACACUUACCUGGGCCAGUUCCCUGACAUCAAGGCCCGUAUUGCAAAGCGUGACAGGAAGCUGGUGGACUACGACAGUGCCCGACACAAUUUUGCCGCGGUAAACAAAGGCAAGAAAAAGGAGGGGAUCAAGAUCACCAAGCCUGCUUCUCUGCUGGAGAGGGCUGCUCCAGGCUGGGCUCAGGGGAUCCUGUCAGCCCAUAACGUGGCACAGACCAGCCUCUCCAGGAGUCAGGCAGAGGAAGAGUUGGAAAGGGCACAGAAGGUGUUUGAAGAAAUCAAUAUAGAUUUGCAGGAGGAACUGCCAUCACUGUGGAACAGUCGUGUUGGCUUUUAUGUGAACACAUUCCAGAGUGUGGCUGGUCUAGAAGAGAAGUUUCACAGAGAAAUGAGCAAAAUUAAUCAGAAUCUGAAUGAUACGCUGGAGAAGUUCGAAAAUCAAGAUAUGUCCAGAAAUACAGGUAGCCAAAGGGUGAGGAUGUCAGAAGCCCAGAAGAGUGACAGACCGCAAGAUGCCAAUCACACUUUGAGUCCAGGAGCACAGCCGGACAUUCCAAAAUCACCAUCUAAGCUACGGCCCGCUGUUCCUCCACCUCCUAAAGUUACUCCAUCAAAGGACCUGAAGCAGGAGAGCAUUAUCAAUCUCUUCAAUGAGGCUGCCACUCCAAAAUUCAGUGUCACCUCGCCAACACAGUAUGAUGCUCCCGCCACUGCUAAUCUGCUGGACAUGGACCUGGAUUCACUUCAGGCUGCCACCACCCCAACACAGACAUGGGAUUCAUGGGGGCAAGCAGAAAAGGAAGCUGAGGUGCCCCAGACAUGGGACGAUGAUGGUACCCAGCCUGUGGGCUCUAGCUGGGGUGAUGAAGGUACUCAGGCUACCUGGGAUGAUGAUGGUAGCCAACCUGUGCAUGCUCCGGCUGCAUACCCCUCCUGGGAUGAUGAUGGCUCUCAUCCUGUGCAAGUGAAUGACAAUGAUUCUGCCCAGCAGGCCCAGGGGUGGGACGAUGAUGGGGCUCAGGCCACAGAAGGUGCAACUGCUACAGAAGUAGAUGCUGCAACAGGAGCUGAAACUACAGCAGAGUCAACCAUUGAGAGCCCAGAGAGUGUAGAGAUGCCGGAAGCCUUCCUGUUCAAAGUGAAAGCAAUGCACGACUAUGCUGCCAAUGACUCUGAUGAGUUGGAAUUGAAGGCAGGAGAUGUGGUGUUGGUGGUGAACUUCGAUAAUCCAGAUGAGCAGGAUGAUGGGUGGUUGAUAGGAGUCAAAGAAUCUGACUGGAUUGAGUCUAAAGGUCAUGGGAAGAAAGGAGUCUUUCCGGAAAAUUUCACCCAGAGGAUGUGAGAGCCUGGACAUCAGCCUGAUCUGUGACACUUCAACCCCUGGCCAUUCUUUAUUAAUCUCUGUUACUCACAUUCUGAACUUUCCUUGAAAUUGCAAAUAUGGAAAAACUUACACCAACAAAUGCAGACAUACACCCACAGGCAAUCUGUUGGUUAAGUCUGUGGAAGUUGUUUAUAUUGUUGAUAGGUUAGUAUUUGUAUUGUUUUGGGUGUCCUCACCAUGGCUCGAAUUUGUCAUAGUGUAAGGACUGUAUGAAAUUGGAUAAACCUCUUCUUUGACAAAAGAAAUGUGGCAUUCUGUUACAUUGUUUUGCAUUUUUUAAUAGAGGUAAAGCUGUUUCACCUUCCAGUGAGUUCCAUACCCAAAGUUAGGAAAUAGUCCAGUUAUUUGCUUAAAAUAUUUUUAGACUAGAUGCUAUUAACCAUGUCCCAUUUUGUGUAGAAAUGUUUUGAAGUCAUAUCCCUAAAUCACAUAUCCAAAACCUAAAAGAUGAGCUCUCAAAAUGUUGAGGAAACUGCUAAUCCAUGUGGUCUAAUACUGAGCACUGUUUAAGCUGUAUAUAUAUUGCUUAAAGGGAUAGUUCACCCAGAAAUGAAAACUCUCGCAUCAUUUACUCACUCUCAUGUCAUCCCAAAUGUGUAUGACUUUCUUUCUUCUUCAGAACACAUGAAGAUUUUUUGAAGAAUAUCUCAGCUCUGUAGGUCCAUACAAUGCAAGUGAAUGGUUGCCAAAACUUUGAAGCUCCAAAAAGCACAUAAAGGCAACAUCAAAGUAAUUCACAUGACUCCAGGGGUUAAAUCCAUGUCUUCAGAAGCAAUAUAAUUGGUGUGGGUGAGAAACAGGUCAAAAUGUAAGUAAUUUUUUUUUACCAUAAAUCUCUACUUUAACUUUCACUUCCACAUUAUUGAUCUUUUUUUUUUUUUUUUUUUUUUUUUUUUUUUUUUUUGGCGAUUUACAUUCUUCGUGCAUAUUGCCACCUACUGUUUGCAGCUGGUAAAAGGUGGAGAGCUGAGAUAUUUUCCUAGAAAUCUUAAUCUGCUGAGCUCUCUUCCGUGGAAAUGGAAUUUCACUACUCAGUGUCAAAGAUCUACCAGCACCAUUUUUCCUGCAUGUUUAAAUCAGUAACAAAAAAAAACAAAAAAAAAGUAAAAA
Molecule: messenger RNA, 3454 nt
Organism: Myxocyprinus asiaticus (Chinese sucker)
Lineage: Eukaryota; Metazoa; Chordata; Actinopteri; Cypriniformes; Catostomidae
Product: myc box-dependent-interacting protein 1-like
Exons: 20
Coding region: 581-2302 (573 amino acids)
Cellular component (GO): plasma membrane; synaptic vesicle; cytoplasm
Molecular function (GO): phospholipid binding; tau protein binding
Source: RefSeq, a predicted model, not a curated record